AUGAUCAUUGCUUUGUUUGUAGUCUCAACUUUGGAUACUUGGGAGGUUCAACAGGAUUCCAAGUCAACACUAGAGUGUGAUCGAACAUUCUUCCUUUGUAAGGAUGGAUCCGAAUGUGUCAGUUUUGAAUACCUUUGUGAUGGUGACCAAGACUGUCCUGAUGGGUCUGAUGAGAUGGACUGUUCUGAAAUGUGUGAUGAACCAGAUGCAUUUAAAUGCCUAGAAGGAAUUAGUUGUAUUCAAGGUCAUCUACGUUGUGACGGUAUUGCUCAAUGUCAAGAUGGAUCUGAUGAAAGGAAUUGCUUUCAAGAAUCUGACCCAUGUGGUUUCUGGUGUGAUGAUCACCAAAGAUGUAUUCCUUCUGAUUGGAAAUGUGAUGGCAGUGAAGACUGUAAUGAUCAAACUGAUGAACUAGGAUGUGCCGAGAUCGACGGCCGGGGCCAGUCCAUGGUCAUUGGAACCCGCGUUGAUGGUGCUGGAGUCCGGGUUGUGAAAAUGCCCUGGGAUGCUGGGACAGCCGAGAUCGACGGCCGGGGCCAGUCCAUGGUCGUUGGAACCUGUGUUGAUGAGUGUGGUAGUGAUGACUUCAUCUGUGAUGAUGGGCAAUGUAUUUCUCUGGCUUUCCACUGUGAUUUGAAAUACGACUGCAGGGAUAAAUCAGAUGAGCACAACUGUAUCAAAUCCAAGAAGGUUCCAUGCCAACCUGGAGAAAUUAUGUGUCCUGUCAGCAAGGAAUGCAUAGUAAAUGAGUGGUGGUGUGAUGACUAUGUAGACUGUGGUGAUGGAAUGGAUGAACAGAACUGCAAACUUUCAGAGAAGCCAUGCAAGGAAUUUCAGUGGCAAUGCCACAACUCUCAAUGUAUUCCUGACUUCUGGCAUUGUGAUGGGCUGAGAGACUGCAAGGAUGGCAGCGAUGAGAUGACAUGCCAAUCAAGACAGUGCAAAAGUUUUGAAUUCCAAUGUGCUACAUCAGAGUGUAUCAAUAUGAAUUUGGUCUGCAAUGGAAAAUCUGAUUGUCCAGAUGCUUCUGAUGAAGGUGGAAAUUGUAAUUCACAAGAAUGCAUAAACUGUAUCAAUGUAUGUUACAGGACACCAAAGGAGCCCAUGUGCGGCUGUUCAAAUGGAUUUAAACUCAUGGCUGACUUGCAUACCUGUGUUGAUAUUGAUGAAUGUAAAGAACUAACAAGCAGACCUUGCAGUCAAAUAUGUCUGAAUAAGAACGGAACCUACAGCUGCAGCUGCUACCCCCAUUAUCUGCUGAACAAUGAUGGACACAGCUGCAAAGUAACAGCCGAGCCUGUUCUUCUUGCAUCCAUCCACCGUGAUAUCCUGCUGUAUGGAUUACACAGUGAGAAAAAGAAUAUCAUUUCUGCUAUUACAAAGAAUAUAAUGUUCCCCCUGGAUUAUGAUUGGAAGGAACAAGUAAUCUUUUGGGCUGACACUUAUUCUAAGAGUAUAAAUUGGAUGAAAUUGAACCAACAUGAUAAAGGAACCCUGAUUGAAGGAAUAUGGUCUGACUGUAUAGCUGUUGACUGGGUGGGCAGAAACCUUUACUGGACAGAUGGUGUAUCUAGUCAUAUUCUGGCAGUAAAAUUGAAUUCCACAAUGCAUGAAAUCAAAGAACAUGUGGUUGUAAUUGGCACAGAUAUAGAGCAACCUCUCUCUUUAGUUUUGCAGCCACUUAAUGGACUAAUGUAUUGGGCUGAGAUUGGAGGAGAGCCCCACAUUGAGAGAGCAGGCAUGGAUGGAACAAACAGAAAAGUAAUUAUCAAGCAUGGGCUUGGAUGGCCAACCAGCUUGACACUUGACCAGCUUGACUGGAAAUUGUUUUGGGCAGAUGGAAAACUUCAUUGCAUUGGUGUGUCAAAUUUAGAUGGCACUAGGAUAAAGAGGCCAUUUGGUGUAGCUGUAUUUGAAGAUAACAUAUACUGGUCUGAUGUGGAAUUGAGAAGUAUUCAAAAAGGUGACAAGAGACUUGGAAAGAACAGGACCGUACUCCUGAAACAUGAUCAAGCAUACAGCUUGAAGAUAAUUCAUGAGGUGCUGCAACCACCAAUUUCAAAUCCUUGUGAAAAAAUAGGCUGCUCACAUUUCUGUUUGUUGGGACCUGGGUUAAAGGGUAGCUGCCACUGUGGGCCAGAAAUGCUGCUGGCAGACAACUUAACCUGUGUAAAGUCAGAUGAUGAGCCUUUUCUGUUGAUGGUAUCUCCCACAGUCAUCACUCAGAUAUAUCUGAAUCGUCUAGACCAAGGCAAAGGAUUGAAAGAUUUACCAGAACACUUAGUUCACCAGCUGAUUAACAUGCAAGUGACUUCUGCUGAUUACAUCUGGAAAGACAAAGUGCUCUACUUUGCAGCGUCUGAUCAAGGUCUUAUUGGUCAUCUAGUGAUGAGGCCUAAUAUUUCCUCAUGGCAGAAGAUUCUCCAGCCUAAUAUUGAGAUCAUCUCUUUAACAGUGGACUGGUUAGGCAAAAAUCUCUACUGGAUCACCAACAAACCUUGUGGAAUUGAAGUCGCAUCUGUUGAUGGCCUUUAUCGACUUGUGUUAAUAGAGCAUCUCAGUCGUUCAACUUCUCUUGUAUUACAUCCCCCUUCAGGCAUCAUGUGUUUCUCUGAGUGGGGGUCAGAAAACCAAGGAGAUGGUCCAAAGAUUGAAUGUUCUUUCAUGGAUGGACAGAACCGAAAAGUUGUUUGGAAAAAGUGUCGCCUUCCAACUGGACUGGCAAUUACAGAAUCUGGCACUCGGCUUUAUUGGAUUGACUUGGAUAAUAAUGUUAUUGACAGUAUUCUCUUGGAUGGUUCAGAAUUUCAAGAGGUGAAAACAGGCCUCGGGGUUCAUUCGGUGUUUGCAUAUUGGGAGAACACAUUGUUUUGGACAACUGUACAUAAUGGUUACACAAAAUUGUGGUACAGUGCAAAGGGACAAGAGAAGCAGUGGUUUGAAGUGGAACAGAAAAUUAUUGGUCUUAAAAUAUAUAAUAGACAGCAAGGAAAUAAUUUCUGUUCAGAGGGAAAUGGUGGCUGUAACCAUUUGUGCCUACCAUACCCUGGAGGUAGAACCUGCAGAUGUUCCACAGGAUAUCGCCUUGUCAAUGAUAGUACUUGUGAAGUUAUGGGGUGUCCAAAACAGACUUGGCCUUGCCUUGAUGGUUUUGACUGCAUCUUGAAUGAACAAGUUUGUGAUGGUGACAAACAUUGUACCGAUGGAUCAGAUGAAAUGGAAUGUGAUAUGUGGAAGGGACCUGUACAGACAAGCAAUGUUUUACCCAACAGUUCUACUGCUGAAGUUGUCUUCUCCCAACAAAUGGCCACUUCAAGGUGGCUUCCAUACAAUGACACAGAGUCCUUCUGCAAACCAGACUGA
This is a messenger RNA of Hypanus sabinus (Atlantic stingray), 3363 nucleotides long. RefSeq names its product low-density lipoprotein receptor-related protein 8-like. Bases 1 to 3363 code for a protein of 1120 amino acids. The record is from RefSeq and is a predicted model, not a curated record. The transcript has 18 exons. Gene Ontology annotation, molecular function: protein binding; calcium ion binding. NCBI's taxonomy places the organism in Eukaryota, Metazoa, Chordata, Chondrichthyes, Myliobatiformes, Dasyatidae.